UUGCAUUUAGAUUUUUGUUCAGUGUAGGUGUAUGCUAUAAUUACAACAUUACCCCUCCAUUGAGUAUACUUUGUCCAAGUGAAACAGUUCACACAAGAAAUCCAGGGACUCUCCCUCCUUCCUAUUCUUUUAUUUCCAGCUGUGCAGAACGAGCGGGACCGCAUCAGCAGCCGCAGAGGAGAGGGACAGGGGCUGGGCACUCUGUCAAUCAGUGUACUGCUACAGGCAGAGGCCAGCAUGCAUCAGUUUCCAGCCCUGACCUCCCCUAUGAGCUGUGACAUCAACASCAAGARGAUAGCWYGCGUGGGGGAUGUGUGUGAGUCCAUGAAGCAGCAGCUCCUCCUGCUGGUGCAGUGGGCCAAGCGCAUCCCCGAGUUCUGCAGCCUCCCAGUUGACGACAGGGUAUCCCUGUUACGAGCCCACUCUGCUGAACACCUCAUCCUAGGGGUGGCUCGACGCUCCCUGCCUUACAAUGACAUUAUCCUUCUGGGUAAUUUCUUUGUGAUCCCAGUGAGCGGUCCUGAGGUGGAGGUGUCCAGGGUGGCUGCCCGGAUCCUGGAGGAGCUGGUCAAGCCUCUGAGAGAGCUGGACAUCACCGACAGCGAGUUUGCCUGCCUUAAGACCAUAGUCUUCUUCAGUCCUGACUGCCCAGGGCUGGAGGCCCCUCAGACAGUGCGGCGGCUGCGUUUCCAGGCCCAGGUGCUGCUGGACGAGGCCACCUGUGAGCAGCGGGGGCGUUUUGGGGAGCUGCUGCUGAUGCUGCCCCCCCUGCAGAGUGUGGCCUGGCAGAUGGUGGAGACCCUGCAGCUGGCCAGGCUCCUGGGGGAGCCCAGCGUGGACAGCCUGCUGCAGGAGAUGCUGCUGGGGGAGGGGGACACUGGGGGCCAGAGACAACGCACAGGGCACGGUUCUAACUCAAAUGUAAUGGCGUUCCCCCAACCCCAGGAUCACACCCUGUCUCAGGACCUACUAGGAGGCCAUGUCGGGUUGCCUAGCAACUUCACAUCAGUCAUACUACCUGUCCCUACCUCUCUGUCAGUGGUGCCGCUGGUGCCCACACAGACUGGCACUGAGGUGUACAGACAUGGAGAGGGGGCAGACAUGCCCAUAGAGUCUGCCCACAGCAUGCCCAUAGAGUCUGCCCACAGCAUGCCCAUGGAGUCUGCCCACAGCAUGCCCAUGGCUCCUGUCCACAGCAUGCCCAUGGCUCCUGUCCACAGCAUGCCCAUGGCUCCUGUCCACAGCAUGCCCAUGGCUCCUGGGGAGCCAGCCUGGCCCUACAGGGGGCACAUGGCCCAGACUGCUCCCCUUGUCUCAGGCCCUCUAACCCAAGCCUCAUUUCACAGGAACCUGGGCCCUCUCACCAGCCUGGUCGUCAGGCUCAGUCCCUACAGCUCUGAGCUCACCUGA
Messenger RNA from Salvelinus sp. IW2-2015, 1410 nucleotides. RefSeq names its product hepatocyte nuclear factor 4-beta. Gene Ontology annotation, biological process: cell differentiation; positive regulation of transcription by RNA polymerase II; anatomical structure development. Gene Ontology annotation, molecular function: RNA polymerase II cis-regulatory region sequence-specific DNA binding; nuclear receptor activity. NCBI's taxonomy places the organism in Eukaryota, Metazoa, Chordata, Actinopteri, Salmoniformes, Salmonidae. The record is from RefSeq and is a predicted model, not a curated record.